Molecule: messenger RNA, 1206 nt
Organism: Pocillopora damicornis (cauliflower coral)
Lineage: Eukaryota; Metazoa; Cnidaria; Anthozoa; Scleractinia; Pocilloporidae
Product: organic cation transporter protein
Biological process (GO): transmembrane transport
Cellular component (GO): membrane
Molecular function (GO): transmembrane transporter activity
Source: RefSeq, a predicted model, not a curated record
CUUUCAAGCUGUAGUGAAUAAUUUUGUGUUUAACGCAAAUUUUUAUUUCAAGUACCUAUGCUAUGCUAUGCUGUCCCAUUUACUUGGUGCCUUGUUGACAAACUGAAUGCAUGGAUCAUGUUACCCUCUAUUGUGACCAUUUAUAGUGUGAACAUAGAGAUGAGUCUUGAUCAUGACCCUAUGAAAAUAGGACAUAGAGUAAAGGACUAGAGGAAGUGAGUUUUAUGAUUACAGAACCAACAAGAAAAAUUAGUCUUUUGACAAAAGAAAAUCAUGAUGUCCAUUGUUUUUUGUUUCUGGCCUUUUCACUCAAAGAUUGGAUCCACUUCUAAAUAUCUUAACCGGAUAUUUUCAUUAUUUUUGACUGAUUUCUUGAGACUGCCAUAAAUCAAUCUUUUAUUAAUGGAGGAAAACACUUUGUGUUGUUUGGGCAAACAGUUUCGGAUUCUGAUCAUUACUUCUCAAUAGUCAUUAUUUUACUUUUCUUCACAAAUUGAGGUAAUUGUGACUAUAAACAACUUUCCAUACUACAUGUUUAUUUUACUUCAGACGCUCCUCAGGCUUGGUGCAAGCUUUGCUAAAUCCUUAGUCCUCUUCGCUGUCCUUCGAUUUUGUACAGCAGCCUGUCUGACGGGUUUUUUCGCGGCUCAUUAUGUGUACAUCCUGGAGCUUGUGGGACCAACCUACCACACGAUGGCUUCAAACUGUUGUGGCUUCUUUUGGGCCGCUGGUUAUGGUGCUAUUGCUCUCAUGGGUUAUUACAUCAGAGACUGGCGUACACUGCUCCUCGUUUCCAGCUGUCCUCCAGCUCUUUUCCUGCUUUUGUGGUUAAUAAUCCCAGAGUCUGGUAGAUGGCUUCUUGUCCGAGGUCGUGUAGAUGAAGCUGGCCAGGUUGUGAAGAAGUUUGCAAAGAAAAACUCUAUAAUGUCAGAUUACUUAAACAGAGCACUGGCAAAAUGCAGCCGGGGGGAAAUUCUUGCGCGCACAAGAAAAAUACGACAUUCACCCCUCGACCUGUUACGGACACCACGCAUGCGUAAGAGAACUCUGAUUCUCGAUUCUCUGGUUUUGCUGGUUGGUAGUGAACUUAAUCUAUUAUGGUUUCCUGUUCUACGUAUCAGACUUGCCUGGAAGUCCUUAUCUUAACAUGAUUAUAAUAUAUGUUGUCAUUGAUACACCUGGAAUAUUCCUGUGUUGGGUAACAGU